AUGAAUAAAAAAUUAUGCGGUUUUUGCGACUCCUCAAAACAUGAGAGUUCCGUAUGUGAAUAUGCUAAUAAUUUAUCCGUUGAAGAGAAAAAAGAUAUUUUGUUAAAGAUAGAUAGUAGAUGCCAAGGUAAACAUCAAACUGUCUUGUGCUUUUCCAAAUUUGACCAUGAUAUAAAAGAUAAAAAUAGUCCUAAUUCUGAAGAUAAUGUACUAACGAAUCAAACAUCAUCUGAAACUGUAUAUUUGCAAACAUUGAUUGUUCGUAUACACAAUAAAGGUAAAGAACACUUUGUCCGGGGAAUUUAUGAUUCAGGCAGUCAAAAGAGUUACAUUAGUAAAUUUGUAGCUGAAAGAAUGGGAUUAGAAAAAUUGGGUGAGGAAGAAAUUACUCAUGGACUUUUUGGAGGAUCUCAAUCAACAGAAUUACAUAAUCGAUUCACUUUGCAGUUAAGUAGUAUCGAUAGAAAAUAUAGUUGUGAGUUAGUUGCUAUGGAUCAAAAGAAAAUCUGUACGAAUAUUCCCAGGGCUAAUAAUUUUGAGUUACUAAAAGAUCUAGAGUCAAAGGGUAUAUUUUUGAGUGAUAUUUCCCCAAAAAGUAAGGAAUGUUUACAUGAAAGGAAUUUGAAAGAAAUACAUUUACUAUUGGGGGCCGACGUUGCAAGAAAGCUUAUAACAGAUCGUAUAGAACAUCUCUCUUGUGGAUUAGUGGCAGUAAAGACCAAUCUAGGGUGGACUAUAAUGGGAAAGUCAACCAAUCACGAUAAAAUUGAUAGUUCGCUUUUGGUUCUAUCCCUUCAUGUUAAUGAUGCAAAAAUCACAGAUUUAUGGGAUUUAGAUACAUUGGGAAUUGUUGAUCCUUGUGAAAAACGAUCUAAAGAAGAAUUACAGGAUCUUGCCCUAAAACACUUUAAAGAAACUGUAACGAUGGAUCAUGACGGGAGGUAUAAAGUUUGCCUUCCAUGGUUAGAUGGACACAUACCUCUUGCCGAUAAUAAAUCCUUGACAGAAAAAAGAUNCGAUCUAGAGAAGAAUUACAGGAUCUUGCCCUAA
Parasteatoda tepidariorum (common house spider) is the source of this 1050-nucleotide messenger RNA. The record is from RefSeq and is a predicted model, not a curated record. NCBI's taxonomy places the organism in Eukaryota, Metazoa, Arthropoda, Arachnida, Araneae, Theridiidae.